Messenger RNA from Dioscorea cayenensis subsp. rotundata (Guinea yam), 1902 nucleotides. Its product is annotated as protein CYPRO4-like. Gene Ontology annotation, molecular function: protein binding. NCBI's taxonomy places the organism in Eukaryota, Viridiplantae, Streptophyta, Magnoliopsida, Dioscoreales, Dioscoreaceae. The record is from RefSeq and is a predicted model, not a curated record. Gene Ontology annotation, cellular component: cytoplasm; nucleus.
AUGGGCGGAUCCCAUAGCCGUGAGGGUCUCAGCCUAUCGGAUUCCGAACCCGUCGAUGAAUAUCAAGAAACAGAAGAAGAAGAAGGAGAGAAACAGCAAUCGGAUCUUCAUCUCCGAGGAUCCACAUCCAAAACCCGAACUCCGAUAUCUGUGGCGGAGGUUGACGCCAAGCUUCAAUCCCUGAAGCUCAAGUACUCGCCCAAGUCUCCAAACCCUAGUCUUGGCUCUAAUUCCCCCAACGCCGCCAAGCUCUACCUGCACAUCGGUGGCAGCUUGCCGUCGGCGAAGUGGAUCAUAUCCGAGAAGCUUACCUUCUUCUCCUUCUCCAAGCCGGAUUACUCUGAUGACGAUGAUUCACCGACGUCUUCGGCGUCGGUGUCCGCAUGGGUUUUGGCUGUGGGAACUAAGAUUAAGGCUCGCGUUGGUCCUGAGCUCCAGCUCAAGCCUUUCCCCGCGCAGCGGCGGGUUGAUUUCGUCGCCGAUGGCGUAUGGGCGCUUAAAUUCUUCUCCGUUGGGUCGUAUCAUGGAUUCUUGAGUGAGUACCAGAAGUGCCUCUUUGAGAAUACCUACAAUCUUGAAGCGAAUGAUGCGAACAAGGUUAGGGUUUUUGGGAAUGAUUUCUUGGGCUGGGCCAAACCGGAGGUGGCGGACGAUGCCAUCUGGGAGGACGCCGAGGAAAGCUUCGAGAAGAGCCCCCGGGCAACGGUGGCUAGAGGACAUGACUUGCUGGAGGAGUUUGAGGAGGAGGCUGGAAACGAUGGAGGGAUCCAAAGCCUUGCGCUUGGGGCAUUGGAAAAUAGCUUCUUGGUUAGUGAUUCAGGGGUUCAGGUUUUGAAGAAUUUCAGCCAUGGAGUUCAUGGGAAGGGUGUGUCAGUGAAGUUAUCGAGUGGAAACAAAGGUGUUCAAUAUGAAACCCCAAAGAAGGCAGUGCUUAUGAGGGGAGAGACCAAUAUGCUCUUGAUGAGCCCUGCUACGGCAGGGAAGCCGCAUUCCACUGGCGUUCGCCAGCUUGAUAUUGAGACUGGGACGGUUGUCACUGAAUGGAAGUUUGAGAAGGAUGGAACUGACAUCACAAUGAGAGAUAUCACUAAUGAUAGCAAGGGUGCACAGUUGGAUCCUUCGGAGUCUACCUUCCUAGGGUUGGAUGACAACCGGCUCUGCCGUUGGGAUAUGCGGGACAGAGGAGGUAUCGUGCAGAAUCUUGCAAAUUCAAUGGAAUCGCCGGUUUUGCAGUGGACACAGGGGCAUCAGUUCUCCCGGGGGACUAACUUUCAGUGUUUCGCCUCAACUGGUGAUGGUUCGAUAGUGGUUGGUUCUCUUGAUGGAAAAAUCAGGUUGUAUUCAAAAAGCUCAAUGAGGAUGGCAAAGACUGCUUUUCCGGGACUCGGUUCUCCAAUCACUCAUGUGGAUGUUACUUACGAUGGAAGGUGGAUUUUGGGCACCACGGAUACUUACUUGAUACUUAUAUCUACAAUCUUCAAGGAUAAAGAUGGAAAGGAGAAGACUGGUUUUAGUGGAAGGAUGGGCAAUAGGAUUGCAGCACCAAGGUUGUUGAAGCUCACUCCAUUGGAUGCACAUUUGGCUGGCAAAAACAAGAUCCAAAAGGGUCAGUUUUCAUGGGUCACUGAAAACGGCAAACAGGAAAGACAUCUGGUAGCAACAGUAGGCAAGUUCAGCAUCAUCUGGAACUUCCAACAAGUAAAGAACAGCCACCAUGAAUGCUACCUAAACCAAGAAGGUCUCAAGAGCUGUUACUGCUACAAGAUUGUCCCCAAGGAGGAAUCCAUCGUGGAUAGUCGAUUCAUGCACGAGAAGUUCGCUACAUCCGACUCCCCUGAGGCCCCAUUAGUCGUUGUAACUCCAAUGAAAGUAAGCUCCUUCAGUAUAUCAAAUCGGCGUUAA